Molecule: messenger RNA, 2606 nt
Organism: Diabrotica virgifera virgifera (western corn rootworm)
Lineage: Eukaryota; Metazoa; Arthropoda; Insecta; Coleoptera; Chrysomelidae
Exons: 4
Coding region: 1-2445 (814 amino acids)
Source: RefSeq, a predicted model, not a curated record
AUGAAAGAGGUAUUGACCAGUUGCUAUGAAUACAAAAUCCCGGCAAUAGUAUUAUUCAUAGAUUUUAAAAAGGCGUACGACUCUGAUAAGAGAGAAAAAAUUGCGGAAGUUAUGGAAAAAUUUGAAAUACCUACGAAGCUAAAGAAACUAGUGGCGAUGACAUUGAAGCAUGGGACCUGCAACAUGGAAUCGAGAUCUAAGAGGAUCCUUGAACUUGCAAUGGCAACCGAGAAUUCGAACAUUCCCGUUCUAAUGACUAGUACAGAUAAUGGCACAACAUUAAACAUACAAAAUGGAACUUCAAACAUAGAGGACUCAUUGUUAACAGAAGAAAAAGUUGACUUAUCAGUUCCCAAUCGUAGUCCUUGUGAUUCGACUAGCAGUAGUUCCUCUAGUAACUCGUCAACCAGCUCAUCAAGCUCUUUCAGUGAAGAUAGCGACGACUCCGUAAAAGACCCAGACUAUAAAGAUGUAGAACUAAGACAUCGUAAUCGAAGAAAUGCUUCAUGUUCUGACGAAGAAGAUUUACCUGUUAGCACAAGAAAUCAAGACAAUAUUUUAUGUGAAAGUGUGAAUCUGCUACCUAGGGAAGACCAUGAAAUGAUACUUAAUAACCUUAAACCAAUACAAAGUGAACCGUCUGAUAAGGAAAAUAUAAGCGCCUCUCAACAGAAGUUAACAAAUCUAGAUUGUAGUCCAAAUAAAAUAGGAAAGAAAAGGCGAAGACAAGAAGAUAAUUGGCAAAAAAACGUAGUAAAGAAACUGAGAAAUUGUGGAAAAUCUUACCAAACACUAAAGGCAAAUAAAACCAUUCCAGAACGUACAUUGAAACCACCUUGCAGAGAAAAUUGUGCUUUCAAAUGUCAGUCAAAUAUCACAGAGGAGCGACGUUUGCAAUUAUUUAAAGAAUACUGGGAUUUAGGAAACAUCGAAAAACAGUGGUCAUUUAUCGCAAACAGUGUUGAAGCAGUCGUUCCAAAAUAUCGUUACGUUAAAAUGGAUGCCGAUGGGAACGUUGCACCUUCUCGUGACAAUAACAACGCUUUCUUUUUAACUGUUGCAGGUGUAAAGACUAGAGUGUGUAAACUGUUUUUUAAAAAUACUCUAUCAAUUAAUAACCGACCCAUUGAGACGGCCUUAAAGAAGAAAAAUAGAGACAGCAACAUUUCAGCAAUGAAAGAUAAUCGAGGACGUCAUGAAAAUAGAUAUAAGAUAGAUGAAAGCAUUAAAAAUGGCGUUAAAACAUUUAUAGAAUCAAUACCGAAAAUUGAAUCUCAUUACAUAAGAGCCAACUCAAAAAGACAUUACAUUGAUGGCAGCAAAGCAAUUACCGACUUACACAGAGACUAUGUUACAAAGUGUAAAUCACUAAAUGUACCUUUUGCCACAUAUUUGAUGUUCUACCGUAUAUUUACUCAAGAUUUCAACAUAUCAUUUUUUGUUCCCAAAAAAGACUUGUGUGAUGUGUGUGAAGGUUAUAAAAAUAGCACCGAGGAAGAGAAACAACAAAUAAAAGAGAAAUACGAAACACAUCAAAGUGAAAAAGUUCUCUCACGUAUAGAGAAAGAGAAUGAUAAAAAAGACAAUACAAUUCUGGUCGCAGUGUAUGACUUGCAAGCAGUGUUUCAAUGCCCCAAAGGGGACAUCUCGGUCUUCUACUAUAAAUCAAAAUUGAAUAUUUUUAAUUUAACCAUAUACAACAUUCAGAAUAACUGUGUUGAAAGCUAUGUUUGGGAUGAGUCAAACGCCCAUAGAGGUGUGAAUGAAAUCGGUACAUGUGUUUACAAGUAUCUUAAGAAAGUUUCAGAAACAGCCAACAAUUUGGACGUUGUGUUCUAUUCUGAUAAUUGUGCAGGCCAGCAAAAAAAUAAAUUUAUGAUCUGUAUGUAUUUAUACGCAGUAAAAACAAUUGAAAAUCUUAACUCAGUAACGCAUAAAUAUUUGAUAAAGGGGCACACCCAAAACGAGGGAGAUUCUGCUCAUUCUCAAAUUGAGAGAGAAAUUAAACGUCAAUUAAGAUCCGGCCCUAUGUAUACACCUGACGCAUUUAUUGGUGCCAUAAAGGCUGCAAGGAAGAAAAGCGAGCCCUUCCAUGUUAAUGAAAUGUGUUUCGCCGAUUUUUUGGACUUGAAGAGCUUAUGCAAUCAAAUGAACUUUUCUUUACUGAAAGAUGAAAAUAAUGAGACAGUAAAACUAGCAGGUUUAAAGGUGAUUCAACUUAAAAAAAGCGAACCCGAUACUAUGUUUUUUAAAAAUUCAUACGCUGACAAACAAUUUAAGAAAGCUACAGUUAUUAAUAAAAAGAAAAAGAGCAACAAUUUGGAAUUGAGAGAUGCAUACAGCGCAAAACUAGGUAUUCCCGAUAAGAAAAAAGCGGAUCUCAUGGAUUUGGUUAAUAAAAACCUAAUUCCGAGAUAUCACAGGCCAUUUUAUGAAUCAUUGUAGUUUAAAUGUCACGUGUUUUAGUGUCAUGUUUUAAUCAUGUCACGUCUUUUUGCUUGUUUUGACAAUAUUUUGAGUGUUACAUUUUUGUAAUUUAAUGAAAUUUGUUCGUUUAGAAUUUAAGCUUUUACGCAAUAUUAAAUAAUUUUAAGAAAUAGUUUUAA